AUGGAGAUUGCGAGCUGCAGUUCACAGCUAACCGGAGGGCGCAUCAGCGUCGGCAACUCGUUGGCCUGCGCCCAAAACCACGGUCUGGCUGUUAACUGCAGUGAAAAUGCGACAAACGAGGAAGUACACACAUUAGCGAUAGCGCUGUCGCAACCGCCCCUGAAGGCGGUUUCCAUCAGUCUGAACGACGGACCGCAAAUAACUUUCGACAACCUGGCACCGGUCCGCGAGCAGACCGUGCUAUUCCACUUGCGCAACUGUCGUUCGUCGCGCGCCUCGGACAAGCUGGCUCAACUGCGCCUGCCGCAUUUGCUGGAGUUUGCCGCACAUAACUGCCGCGCGCUGGACGUGCGCCGAGCGGACUUUUGGCGGUCGAGCAAACUGCGCCUGGUCCAGUUCGUCAACAGCACGCUGGAGUCCCUCGAAGCCGGCACUUUCGCUGAUUUGCCCGGAUUGCGACUGCUCUCGCUGGAGCGUGGCCUCAGUCAAAAGGAACUCUUCCCGGAAGACGUACAAGCGUAUCUGAUGCGGCCACACUGUGGCCCCGAGUUCGAGCCGUUCAGACGUUGGUGGCGCGUCAGCGGCUUGUUGCAACAAGCUUCUGAAAGCGCUGUCUAUCGCAUCGAGUACGAUUCCUGGAAGAACGAAGACCUGGGCAAACGGGACGUCUUUGUGCCCAUAGACUGUGCCACGGCGUCGUUUCCCAACGGAUCGGCUACUGUUGACUUUACGAUGGAAGUUUUUUUCCGCUAACGAAGACCUGCACCCUGACAAGUUUGGCCACCGCUGUGUCCACUCCACGGACGCGGAUGAGGAAUUCCCCACGUUUUCCAGCGAGCCGGUAACGGCGACGGAAUGCCAGAUCUUCACCAUUGUCAACUGCUACUCACUGCAGCGGGAUUUGUCUAACUUCAAGAAUUAUCCAUUUACUCCGGAUGGAUUGGGCGAACAACCGCAACCAAACUGCAGUGGCGAACCACAGAAACGCGAAAUCCAGGAGAUGGCCAAGCAACGGCUCCGACCCACCACCCUAACCAUCAGUGAGGACUGGAAUGUCACAUGCGUCGACGUGGCGCCCAUUCGGCGGACCGUUGUCAUCUUGGACAUGGCCGGCUGCACGGGGGUCCGUGCGACGCAGCCGGCAAACGAUUUGCGGCUGAACAAU
Paramacrobiotus metropolitanus is the source of this 1165-nucleotide messenger RNA. RefSeq lists its product as uncharacterized. The transcript is spliced from 3 exons. Lineage: Eukaryota; Metazoa; Tardigrada; Eutardigrada; Parachela; Macrobiotidae. The record is from RefSeq and is a predicted model, not a curated record. The coding region runs from base 1 to 753 and encodes 250 amino acids.